This is a messenger RNA of Diuraphis noxia (Russian wheat aphid), 2259 nucleotides long. RefSeq names its product DDB1 and CUL4 associated factor wap. Gene Ontology annotation, molecular function: protein binding. NCBI's taxonomy places the organism in Eukaryota, Metazoa, Arthropoda, Insecta, Hemiptera, Aphididae. The record is from RefSeq and is a predicted model, not a curated record.
GCAUUUAUUCACCGUGGCCGCCGCCAUAGCGCACCGGAGCGUUUGUUUACGUUUCCAAUAUCAUUUAUCAUUAAUUAAUAAUAAUAAUAAUAAUUUAUUAUCGUUGUUGUUAUUACGAUAUUUUCUUUGUCUGGCGGCGGCGGUCCGCGUUUUCGUAAUUUUUUUUGUUUUUUCCAUCCGUCUUCCCCACCGCCGUUGCCGAUUUGCGCAGUACAAACAACAAUAAAUUAUUAUUCAUUAUACUCGGUAGUCGAUAUUUCGUCACCGACGCCGCCGCCGCCGCCGCCGCUUACGUCCGCACCGCGCCGCCUCCUUCACCGUCCGACCACCCACAACUUCUCGGUUAUCAGUUAAAUGCGGCGUCYCUCCCGACGCGACCGAUAAACCWUCGAAUCUCGCCGACGACCGCCAGUGGGGACGACCGUGCGAACCGAACACGCUCGCGCCGGCUCUCUUGGCCGUGAUCACGACAUGCUAACGCUGAGUCGCCGACGGUAGGUUACAAUAACUUGAAGCGCGCACGCCAUGCAUCACGGCGGACGACGGACACCUGGCCGGCAUUGAGCACCCACCACGACCGGAGAAACUGCGUCUGAAACGGAGCCUGUGGACACUGAACUACACCAGCUGUGAGUGUGUAUUAUCUAUAAAUAAUUUAAAUUGGUUGUGAACAAUCGAUUGUAUUCAAAAUGGCAGUUCACGGGUCAACACCCAAACGUAAAGAAAUUUACAAACAUGAAGCGCCAUGGCCGCUAUAUAGUAUGAACUGGUCUGUGCGGCCUGAUAAACGAUUUCGCCUGGCUAUUGGGAGCUUUGUAGAGGAAUACAAUAACAAAGUACAAAUUGUGUCAUUAGACGAAGAAGUAUCAGAAUUCAGUCCUAAGAGCACAUUUGAUCAUCCAUAUCCAACGACCAAAAUUAUGUGGAUUCCUGAUAGUAAAGGAGUAUUUCCCGAUUUGUUAGCUACAAGUGGUGAUUAUUUACGAAUUUGGAGAGCGGGCGAACCAGAAACAAGACUAGAAUGCAUUCUUAAUAAUAACAAGAACUCAGACUUUUGUGCCCCAUUAACAUCAUUUGACUGGAAUGAAGUUGAUCCAAAUUUAAUUGGUACAUCUAGUAUAGAUACCACAUGUACAAUUUGGGGUCUUGAAACAACUCAGAUUGUCGGUCGAAUUAAUUCUGUUGCUGGGCAUGUUAAGACUCAACUUAUUGCUCACGAUAAAGAAGUGUAUGAUAUAGCUUUUAGUCGUGCUGGAGGUGGCCGUGAUAUGUUUGCUUCAGUUGGGGCUGAUGGUUCAGUUAGAAUGUUUGAUCUGCGGCAUUUGGAACAUUCUACAAUAAUUUAUGAAGAUCCUCAGCACUCUCCAUUACUUAGACUUGCAUGGAACAAGCAAGAUCCCAAUUAUCUUGCUACAGUUGCUAUGGAUGCAUGCGAGGUUAUUAUUUUGGAUGUCAGAGUGCCUUGUACGCCUGUUGCUAGAUUAAACAAUCAUAGGGCAUGUGUUAAUGGAAUUGCAUGGGCUCCACAUUCAUCUUGCCAUAUAUGUACAGCUGGUGAUGAUCACCAGGCCCUUAUAUGGGAUAUCCAACAGAUGCCUAGAGCUAUAGAAGAUCCAAUACUAGCAUAUACAGCUGCAGAAGGUGAAAUCAAUCAAAUUCAAUGGGGUGCCACUCAACCAGACUGGAUUGCCAUUUGUUACAACAAGUCGUUGGAAAUAUUACGAGUGUAGUAAUAYUGUUGGACUGUAAAUGUUGUAAAUGCAUUAUUAUUAUUAUAUAAUAUACUAGUUUUAUUUUUAUCAAAUUUUUCAAACCAAUAUAAAUUAUUUGACUCAGAUUUUACUAACAAGACUUGCAAAUUUUAUUUCUUACUUAUGAUUUAUAAGAGACCGUGAUUUAUUUUUAUUUAUGAUUAAUUUAUAUUUGUGUUUUCCUGAGUUAUAUUAUUCUAAUAAUUUUUUACAACAUAGUCCAAUACUUUGUAUUAUUAAAAAUUUUAGUAUGGAAUGUAUUUUGUUAACAGCCCGCCAGUAGAUGAAUUUUAGCCUGUAUUUAUGAUGAAGAAUACUCUUAAUAGUAAUAAUGUAUAUUUUAGUGUCGACUUUUGGUUUUUUUUCAAUUGUUGUAAGCUAGAAAAAUAAUUUUAAUAAUAAAUAGUAUAUAUUAUAAAUUUAUUUUUAUUAUUUACAUAGUGGUGGCCAACAMAUUUAUGUUUAAGCAAAUAUUAUGUAAGACCAUUAAUUCGCAAUUUGUAAAUAU